AUGCACUUCAACACUUUCUCUGUCGCUGUGUUGGCACUGCUUUCGCUCGCCGGGGCCAAGGCUGACGACAAGAUCUCGACCGCUGGCCUUGUGGUCGACGACAAGCAGGUAGCCAGCUACUGUGCCAUCCCGGUCAAGCCGGAGUUCAAGGAAGUCGAGUUCGUCUGCUUUACGCUCAAGGGCGACAUCCAGAAGCAGAUGACCAACCCGAACCGUCUCAAGGGAUUCGUCAACAAGGCUGGCAAUGCCUUUGUCGUGCUGGGCCAGAGCGGUGCACAGUCCUUCUCGAUCGGCGACAAGCAUGCUGUCCUUCACCCGAUUGACGCACCGUACUGCCGCAAGGUCGAGGUGACGUCGGGUGGACCAGAAUCGGGAGCCACGGCCACUGCGCAAAAGUGCCCGGGUAAUCGUCUCUCCAUCGCUUUCGUCCAAUCCCAUAGUUCUUCUCUACAUCUUAGCGCGUUCCUGAGAGUCUACAAGCUGUGGUUGGAACGUGUGCAUGAUGUUCAUCCGACCGGACUUUACAGCCGCACAGCAGACCACUACCACCUGGCGGCUCGUCGCAUGUGUGGGACGUGGCGAAAGCUCGAGCACGUGCUCUAUCGUAUGGCGAAUGAAAAGCUGCUGCCCCACCUUUGCCCUAAGGAUCCACUCAAGCAAACGUACACUGCAAUGACCUUCAACAAAGCUACCGCCUUGGCACUCUUUGGCCUUCUCGCGCUCAUCGGAGCUAGAGCUGACGGAUUGUCGGCGGAUCAACGCGAAUUCAAUCCGCCCUUUACCCCGAUUCCUGGAGUCACAAUCAACAACGAUGAGGUUGGUCGAUACUGUAUCCUCGGGCAGAGGGAUACGCCCAAGGGAUACGCCUGUUUUUCGCUCCUCGGCAACAUCCGAGGCCGUAUGAUUGAGCACCAAAACCUGACCGGAUUCAUGACCGAGGCGGGAGAAGCCUUUGUGUUGAUCGACAACGGCGCUACGCAGUCUUUUGCCACCGACGUAGACCACGUCACCGUGACUCCUUCAAAGCAGGCCCAUUGCCUGCGUCUCACCGUUGAACGCCAGAAGGCCCCAGGCGACAAGGAGGCGAGGAUGACCUCAACCUCGUGCCCAGCCUCGCCCGCAUUCCAUCUUGCAGACAAAUGGACUGAUCCGUGA
Molecule: messenger RNA, 1155 nt
Organism: Moesziomyces aphidis
Lineage: Eukaryota; Fungi; Basidiomycota; Ustilaginomycetes; Ustilaginales; Ustilaginaceae
Source: the annotation of a GenBank genome assembly